Messenger RNA from Cygnus olor (mute swan), 1445 nucleotides. RefSeq lists its product as uncharacterized. The transcript has 2 exons. The coding region runs from base 552 to 1253 and encodes 233 amino acids. The record is from RefSeq and is a predicted model, not a curated record. Lineage: Eukaryota; Metazoa; Chordata; Aves; Anseriformes; Anatidae.
GCUGAGCAAUAAAUAUGGGGGGAGUUGGCCAGGGAGGUGGGGCCGCUGCUUGGGGUCUGGCUGGGCGUCGGUCAGCAGGAGGUGAACAAUUGCAUUGGGCAUCACUUGCUUUGUACUUUUUUUUUAAUUAUGAAUUUUAUUAUUCUCCCUUCCCUUUCUGUCCUAUUAAACUGUCUUUAUCUCAACCCUUGAGUUUUUAUCUUCUUUUUUUUUCCCAAUUCUCUCCCCUAUCCCACUGCGGGGGGUGGAGGGCAGCGCAGUGAGUGAACAGCUCUGUGGGGUUUAGCUGCCUGCCCGCUUCCACCACGACGCCUUCCGAACCAGUGCCUGCUUUUGGAGUUCCUGAUUAGCGUAGUACCAACGUGUCUCUCAGCAGGGCACAAUUCUUUGCCUUUCAACCUCUCUUGCAACUUUGCCCUCCUCUGGGCCAGCGCAACAGAGGGCGAGUGUUGGAGGCCCCCAAGGUCCUUAGGGCCUGGAGGGGGGAUGCCUCAAGCUCCUUCCCAUGGCAACACGGCCACGUUUGGCUACAGGUGUGGGCCACCAUCACAAUGGCCAUCACAGCGGCCUGCUUAUGUCACAGCAGCCACCACCACCGCGCCUUUCCUUCUGGGGCCUAUAAAUACAGGAGCCUCGCAGCCGGCCCACCACUUGCGAGGCUUCGAGGCUUUCAAGCGCAAAGGAUGCUCGGAAGCAAGAGGAGCCAGAGCAGGAAGACGGGUGGCUGCCCAUCACUGAGUGCGGCAAUGAGGAGACUGGUGUUGUUCUCAGGCCCAAGGAGGAGGCUGCGUCGUAAGAAGAAGAAACGGAAUAGGAGGAGGAAGAUCAGCUUACUCACAAAAGCGAUGGCCAGCGUUCAUGUGACCAGCGGAACGCAGAGCGCGGCUGUGAAGCCAUCAGGGAGCAGUGCGAGGCCCCAGCAUCAACCAAAGCAGACCGGGACGACGAAUGGCUAUUCUGGCAAGACGGCGAUGGCCAGAGUCCAUGUGACCAGCGGAACGCAGAGCGCGGCUCUGAAGCCAGCAGCGACCAACGCGAGGCCCCAGCAUGUCGUUUGGACAAAGAAUGGUGUGGGACCACAGCCCGCCAGUCGUCCUGCCAACAACCAGGGACACAGGCAUGUCCAUCUGCCAGCCACCAGGGAGGAGCCCAUGGAGGUGGAUCCACCACGAGAUGAGCAAGAACCCAUGGAGGUGGAUCCACCACGAGAUGUGGAAGAACCCAUGGAAGUGGGUCCACCGCUGAGAGAAUAAGCAUGGAGCUACCCUGGCAUGUCUUUGGUGUCCACCGUCAGAGCCCGGCAAGAGCAUCGCAGGAGUGCCCGGACAGCUCCCUACGCACGGCGUAGCCUCCGCGCCCACCACUAACUUGGGCAGAACCACCAGACUGGAUGUCUUGCAGGCUUGCCUGUAAGACAUUGUGUAAAUAAAUAGUUCUUUUGAUAA